Saccharomyces paradoxus is the source of this 249-nucleotide messenger RNA. RefSeq names its product Arf family guanine nucleotide exchange factor SBH1 (gene SBH1). The record is from RefSeq and is a predicted model, not a curated record. The transcript has a single exon. Gene Ontology annotation, biological process: intracellular protein transport. Gene Ontology annotation, cellular component: Sec61 translocon complex. The coding region runs from base 1 to 249 and encodes 82 amino acids. NCBI's taxonomy places the organism in Eukaryota, Fungi, Ascomycota, Saccharomycetes, Saccharomycetales, Saccharomycetaceae.
AUGUCAAGCCCAACUCCCCCAGGUGGUCAACGUACUUUGCAAAAGAGAAAACAGGGUAGUUCACAAAAGGUUGCGGCAUCCGUUCAAAAGAAGAACACAAACAGCAAUAAUUCGAUUUUGAAGAUCUAUUCUGAUGAAGCCACGGGGCUAAGAGUAGAUCCUUUAGUUGUGUUGUUUCUAGCGGUCGGUUUCAUCUUUUCUGUUGUUGCAUUGCAUGUUAUUUCUAAAGUUGCUGGUAAGUUAUUUUAA